AUGGAAAAUGAAAUGGUAAAAUCUCUUGAAAACGAUGUAGGACAAAUAACUACAAGUAUGCAAGAAACUUCACAUUUACUUAAUAAUUAUUUUCAGUCUGCAUUUGUUGUUGAGCCUCUAGAUGAAAUGCCAAACUUUAGAGAUCGAUCCCAAGCAAAGUGCAAUUUAAAUGAAGCUACAAUCACGCAUGCAGCUGUACAGCAAAAGCUUGAAAAACUAUUUGAAACAAAAUCUAAAGGGUGUGAUGGAACGCACCCUCGUGUACUUCGCAAUUGCGCUGCUGCAAUCUCCGUACCAUUAACAAUUAUCUACCGUAGUUCCCUCUCUGAAGGUAAAGUACCCAAGCUAUGGAAACUGCCAAAUAUAACACCAAUCUUCAAGACCGGUAGUAGAAGGAAGCGCUCAAACUACAGACAAAUAUCACUAACAUCAGUACCAUGCAAGAUAAUGGAAAGCUUCAUUCAUGAACGAAUCAUGAAGCACUGCUAUAACAAUGGUCUAUUCUCAAAAGCUCAACACGGUUUUUUACCUAAGCGGAGCUGUGUGUCUAAUCUACUAGAAGCUCGUGAUAUUCUGACAGAUGCAGUACAUCAUGGCUAUUCCAUAGACGUGAUAUACACUGAUUUUCCAAAAGCCUUCGACGAAGGACACAAAAAUCUUCUGCAUAAACUUAAAGGUUAUGGUUUAUGCGGCUCACUCUUCAGGUGA
Messenger RNA from Hydra vulgaris (swiftwater hydra), 708 nucleotides. Lineage: Eukaryota; Metazoa; Cnidaria; Hydrozoa; Anthoathecata; Hydridae. The record is from RefSeq and is a predicted model, not a curated record.